AACCGUCAUUAAAUUAAUUAUUAGAAAAAUAAAAAAAAAGAAAAAAAGGAAAAUGAUAAAUAAAUAUAAACACGAAAGAAAGCUUCCCAAUAAUAAUUUCAAUCUCUCUCUAUAAUCUCUCUCUCUCUUUCUCUCUCAAUAAUUUCAAUCGCAUAAAGUUUUCAUCUUUCUUCUUCAGAAUUCAGAAUUCAGAUCCCUAAUCGCUUUUUGAGCCUCAUCGAUUCCGUAUCUCACGGUUUAUAUUCUGUCUUCAUAGAUUGAUGGGGCAGAGGAAUAUGCUCUGCAUUAAUCAGAUGAUUGAAAUGGAUCAACAAGGGCAAGGCGGCUAUUUCUAUCCUGGUCCCGCCAUCAAUUUAGGGCAUACACCAAACUUUCAACAGCCAAACGUUCACACAAUGGAGACAGCUUCACGGAGUAGCUCAAAUUUCGAUAACCAAUACGCUCCCGAACGAUACGACAAUGGAGUUUUUUAUGGGAUGACACAGUACAAUGGCGUGCAGCAUCACCAUCACCGUAAUCUUGAUCUGAAUGUCGCUGCUCCCGCCAAUGUCUACUACACAUUUAUGCCACCAUCUAGUGGUGGUGGGGUGAUACCGGUUCCUCUAAAUCACAGCACCUCUGAUCAAAUGCAGGCUUCUUCUAGUAAUUAUGGAGUAGGCGGCGGCGGCGGUAAUGGAAUUUCUACAGAUGAGUAUGGAAGAACUAAUCACUUUAUUGAUGGUGCUAGAGGAGGUCCGUGCAAGAGAAAACUUCCUGAAGUUGUCCCUGGAAAUUACCAACAUUUUAAUGCCUCUGCAACCUCGAGUUCUUCAGUUCCUCCUUUGAACGCAAGAUAUCCUGGCGGGGUUGCUGUCUCUGAUCCAUCACCAUUUCCUCCUCCUCAAUACAUGGGAAAUGGGGUUCAGCCAAUAAUGGAAGUAGGACCUCAGAAUGGUUCAAGGAACAGAUUGGUUGCAGCCGGGAUGGAGUGUGCUGUGAUGCAUGAUCAUAACAACCAUAACCAUCUUGCUCAAGGAAACUAUGCUGGUCAGCACUUUCAGCCACCAUCUGGCAUAUGGUUGGAACAACACUUAAGCAACAAUUCCGGUGAUGGAAGCGCUCAAGCUUGGAACCAGGCCCCGAAUUUAUCCUUAAUGCAUGGGAGCAAUCUAGGAUAUCAUGAAGCAGCAGCUAACACUAGAAAUUCCCAGAGUGUAAGACAGCCUCCAUCAGUAAACCAUCACCAUCACACUCACCAUGCAUUACCGCCACCUAUGAUGGGACCGAGAAAUAGUAACUCAACUGCAGCUUCACACAGAUUUUCCGCGAAUUCCUCUCGCAGCAAUACAACUGCUCCACCAACUGGCAUCAGGAUAUACCGACCACAUCGAGGAGUCACUCCUGAUAACAACGCUUUGAGACAGCAACAUCUUCCUCAUUUGAGAUUUCUACAUGCUGAUGAGGUUGCCAUACUCGAGCUUCCAGACUUAUACGAAGUAGGAGAAUUUCCCGAUCACCACAGUGACAUGCGUUUGGAUAUUGAAGACAUGUCCUACGAGGAACUUCUUGCAUUAGGGGAGAGGAUUGGUAAUGUUAAUACAGGGCUAUCAGAGGACGCCAUUACAAGCCAAUUAAAGACAAAGCCAUAUUUAUCAUCUAGAAUGAGAUUGAACUUAGAAGAAGCUGAUUGUCAGUAUAAGGAAGAUGAUUGUUGCAUUAUAUGCCAGGAUGAGUAUAAGAAUCUUGAGAAGAUUGGAAUCCUCAAUUGUGGACAUGAGUACCAUGCAGAGUGUUUGAAGAGAUGGUUACUUAUAAAGAAUGUGUGCCCUGUGUGCAAAUCUGAAGCUUUGAGCACUUGAAGGAGAGUUUGUGAUGAUGAUGAUGAUGAUUAUGAUGAUGAUUAUGUGUAUAGGGGGGUUGACUAAAUGGGGGUGAGCUAAAAAUUGAAAAGACUUGUCCUUUUUUGUGUCCUCUUUCAUAAUUUUAGUUAAUUUGUUAAAUAUAUAACAGUGUUGAUACUUUUGUAAUGCAACACUUUUGCAUAUACAUAUAAUGAGUCUAUUCUAUGACCAACAGGAACAUGUCCAGCUCAUUUAUUUUGUUGGUUGCCAAAAACAUUUGUACUUGUAUCUAUCCAAGUUGUACAGAUUUUUUUUUUCUCA
This is a messenger RNA of Cannabis sativa, 2141 nucleotides long. RefSeq names its product probable E3 ubiquitin-protein ligase ZFP1. The coding region runs from base 261 to 1838 and encodes 525 amino acids. Gene Ontology annotation, cellular component: nucleus. The transcript has 6 exons. NCBI's taxonomy places the organism in Eukaryota, Viridiplantae, Streptophyta, Magnoliopsida, Rosales, Cannabaceae. Gene Ontology annotation, molecular function: ubiquitin protein ligase activity. The record is from RefSeq and is a predicted model, not a curated record.